ACCAGGGCUAAACUGCACGGACUGUUUGGAAUGAUAGAGAAGGAGUUUGAACACCUUUACCUAGAAAAUCUAAACCUUCAGGAGAAGUUAGAACUAAUAACAGAAAGAUAUGAACGGGAGUCCUUGUGCACGGACAGGGCCCUGGGAGCUGAUGAUAUUGAUGGGUUAUCUACCUACAGAUCUACAGGGUCAACACAUAAGGUUUUUGGGUCAGGAGGCCGUCUUAAGUCCCACACAAACAAACUAAAGUAUCAAACAAACAAAAUAAUGUCAGGAUUGAAGGCUGUCCCUCCUAUGACAGCUGCUCCAGUAAAAAGGUAUCUGGGACAUAAGGAUGGUGUCUGGGAUGUCUGUGUCGCUAAACAAAGAAAUCCUCUUGUAGCAACUGCAUCAGCUGAUCAUACAGCCAAGGUUUGGGGGAUGCACAGUGGUAAUUGCCUUCUUAACUACCAGGGACACCAGGGGUCGGUCAACUCAAUCAGCGUGAUCAAGCAACUGACCCUUUCUAUGGUAUUUAUUGCACAGUACGCUGAAUAUGAAGAUAGUUUAUUGGGAAGUGUCCUAAGAACCCCUCUCAUGGUUCUUCAGGGGCAUUCAGGGGUAGUUAUCUCAGGAGAUUGGUUCCCAGGAGGAGAUCAGGUUGUGACAGGAGGUUGGGACAGACAAGCUUGUGUUUGGGAUUCUUCUACAGGAGAACUAUUAAACCAACUAGUUGGUCAUGAUGAGGACCUAACACAUACAACAACCCAUCCUACUCAGAGAUUAGUUGUUACAGCCAGCAAGGAUUCGACCUUCCGACUUUGGGACUUCAGAGAAACUAUUCAUAGUGUCAUGGUUUUUCAAGCACACCAGGAUUCCGUGACCUCUGCAGUCUUUGUUCCAAACACAGACUUCAUUGUGUCAGGCUCGGACGACAGAAGUACUAAAGUGUGGGAUUUAAGGAAUAUGAGAGCUGCUGUGACAAGUAUUCAGAGUGACAGUGCUGUGAAUAGAAUAAGUGUCAACAAUGUCGGUCUUAUAGCUGUACCGUAUGAUAACAGGAAUAUUCGAAUAUUUGAUCUGACUGGAAAUCGUCUUGCAAGACUACCACGUUCUUCGAGACAAGGACAUUCAAGAAUGGCCUGCUGCACUGCCUGGGCUGAGGACUUGAACCAGAGACCAAACCUCUUUAGUGUUGGAUUCGACAGACAAGUUAUUGGAUGGUCAAUACAGCAGAAGGAAUUGCAAGAAGAAAAAGAAGGAUUCAGGCUAAGUCUGAGUCUCAAGGGAAAAGAUAUUUCCUCUUUGAAGGAACAUUUACUGACCUCUUUGAAGGAACAUUUACUGAAGGAAUAG
This is a messenger RNA of Eurytemora carolleeae, 1335 nucleotides long. Its product is annotated as WD repeat-containing protein 37. The transcript is spliced from 19 exons. Gene Ontology annotation, molecular function: protein binding. Gene Ontology annotation, cellular component: preribosome, large subunit precursor. The annotation marks the transcript as partial. The record is from RefSeq and is a predicted model, not a curated record. NCBI's taxonomy places the organism in Eukaryota, Metazoa, Arthropoda, Copepoda, Calanoida, Temoridae.